AUGGCCGAAUUUCAAGCUGGGAUGAACGAAGACAAUGUUUACGGUCGAACAGCGAAGUUAACCGGUGUUUCCGAAAGCACAAUUCGGCGCAUAGUAGACGAAGGUUUUAAGAAUAGAGGUAAAUUUUCAACACCUGGAAAACACAGGAAAGGCCGACCUACAAAACACAUCGAUGAUUUCGAUAUAUGUUCCAUUCGUCAGAAAGUUCAGUUUUUCUACUACACAGUGCAGAAAGAAGUACCAACACUAAGAAAAUUAUUAGCAGUGGUGAAGGAAGAUUUAAAUUUUGAUGGCAGCUAUGAACUCCUUCGAAAAAUUUUAAUUUCAAUUGGCUUCAAAUUUAAGAAAUGCCAAUCAAAUAGACUAGCCCUCAUAGAAAAACCAGCAAUUGCUUCAAAACUGCAAGGAAGUAGGAGUAUUAAGAUGCAUCGACGAGGCGGGAAACGCAUCCGAAUGGAUGACCCUCCUCCGGAGUAUGUAAAUCCUAUGACUCCGGCAACACCCAUGACUGAUUAUGGAGGACAGUCUAUACAUGAACCGGAAACACCGAAUGUGAAUUAUUCUGGAUUUAAUGUGGGCGCCGUAGUUAAUUCUACUAUGGCAGAGGCCCCUCGAGAGGAAAUUGAAGAGCAUCAUGAAGAAGAAACUAGAUCGCCAUCACCAGCUCCAACGAAGCGAAUAACCCGUAGUAGGGGCCGAGGUGGAGACGGUGGUUAUGUGGGGCGGCUAGCAGAGUCCCCUCCACCACCACCGCUGCGUAGACGUGGACGUGGUGGGAGAGGACGAGGCCGAGGAAGAGGUGCUGCGCCACCUCCCGCAUAUUCACCUCCACCAGUUCUUUUACCUGGGGAUGAUGAAAACAGUCUCUAUAACAUUCUGCGGUUCAAUAAGACUGCAAUCAAUCAAGUAGUAGACAUAUGGAUAGAAGAAUAUAAAAGCAACAAAGAGAGUGCACUGGUGCAGCUGAUGCAGUUUUUCAUUAACUCGUCUGGAUGUCGUGGGAAGGUUACACCAGAUAUGGCUCAAAUGGAUCACACUCUCAUUAUCAAGAAAAUGACUCAAGAGUUUGAUGAGGAAAGUGGAGAGUAUCCCCUCAUCAUGACAGGACAGACGUGGAAGAAAUUCCGUUCUAAUUUCUGUGAGUUCAUUCAAACACUGGUAAAGAUGUGCCAGUACUCCAUCAUAUAUGAUCAGUACUUGAUGGACAAUAUCAUCUCCCUGCUAACUGGGCUAUCUGAUUCACAAGUCAGAGCUUUUCGACACACAGCUACUUUAGCAGUAAUGAAGCUAAUGACAGCACUGGUGGACGUGGCGCUGCUGACCAGCGUGAACUGCGACAACUGUCUGCGGCAGUACGAGGCGGAACGGCUGAAGGCGCGCGACAAGCGCGCCAGCGAGCGCCUCGAGGUGCUCGUGGCCAAGCGCCAGGAGCUGGAGGAGAAUAUGGAGGAAAUUAAGAACAUGCUGUCGUAUAUGUUCAAGUCUGUGUUCGUGCAUCGUUAUAGAGAUACUUUGCCGGACAUAAGAGCCAUCACAAUGUCAGAGAUUGGUAUUUGGAUGGAGAAGUUCCCCGCACAUUUCCUUGAUGAUCUUUAUCUUAAAUAUAUUGGAUGGACUCUCCAUGACAAAGUGGGAGAGGUGCGGCUGCGCUGCCUGCAGGCGCUGCAGCCGCUGUACGAGUGCGAGGAGCUGAAGGGCAAGCUGGAGCUGUUCACGUCCAAGUUCAAGGACCGCAUCGUGUCCAUGUCACUGGACAAGGAGACGGAGGUGGCGGUGCACGCCGUGCGCCUCGUGAUCGCCAUCCUCAAGAUGCACCCCGACGUGCUCACGGACAAGGACUGCGAGAACGUGUACGAGCUGGUGUACUCGUCGUGGCGCGGCGUGGCGGCCGCCGCCGGCGAGUUCCUCAACGUGCGCCUCUUCCGCGCCGACGCGCCCGCCGCCUCGCCGCCGCGCUCGCGCCGUGGCAAGGCGCGCCCGCCCAACACGCCGCUCGUGCGCGACCUCGUGCAGUUCUUCAUCGAGUCCGAGCUGCACGAGCACGGCGCCUACCUCGUCGACUCGCUCAUCGAGUCCAACCCCAUGAUGAAGGACUGGGAGUGCAUGACCGACCUGCUGCUCGAGGAGGCCGGCCCCGGUGAGGAGGCGCUCGACAACCGCCAGGAGUCGUCGCUCAUUGAGCUGAUGGUGUGCUGCGUGCGGCAGGCCAGCACCGGCGAGCCGCCCGUGGGCCGUGCGGCGCGCAAGCACGCGCAGCUCAGCAAGGAGCAGGCCAAGCUGGUGAGCGACGACCGCGCGCGCAUGACGGCGCACUUCAUGACCACGCUGCCCGCGCUGCUCGACAAGUUCGGCGCCGACCCCGAGAAGCUUGCGAACCUUGUGGCCAUCCCGCAGUACUUCGACCUCGAGCUGUACACCACGCAGCGGCAGGAGGGCAACCUGACGCUGCUGCUGAACAAGAUCCGCGAGAUCGUGAAGGUGCAGACGGAGGCGGAGGUGCUGGAGACGUGCGGGCGCACGCUGGAGCUGCUGUGCAGCGACGCGCACGCCGUGUACACGCGCUGCAACGUGGCGCGCGCCACCGUCACCGACAUGUGCGUCAACCGUUACAAGGAGGCCGUGGACGACUACCGCUCGCUGCUCGAGGGCGGCGAGACGCCCGACGCCGACGAGCUGUUCAGCCUGAUAAACUCGCUGCGCAAGGUGUCCAUCAUGUACAUGUGCCACAACCUCAACGACACCAACAUCUGGGAGUCGUUGUUCGAGGACCUGCCCAAGUGCCUGGCGGGCGCGGGCGAGGAGAUGCCGGUGCAGGCGCUGGUGUACGCGGUGCGCGCGUGCUUCUACUCGGUGUUGUGGUCGCUGCACGAGCUGGAGGAGCGCGGCGGCGACGCGGCGGCGCUGCGCGAGCGCCUGCUCGCCUACGCCGCGCUGUGCCGCGACGUCGUGGCCCGCGGCCGCGCGCCUGAGCUGCGCGAGGAGGCGUACAUCAGCAUCUGCGACCUGCUGAUCUUCUUCGCGGAGCAGCCGGGCGCGGGCGCGGGGGGCGCGCGCAUCGCGCUGGAGGCGGACGCGGCGCUGUGCGACCUGCUCAACGACUUCGUGCAGGAGUUCGUCUUCGUGCACCACAACUACGACGGUCAAGACGAGAGACGCAUCGAGGAGCUGCACAAGCGCCGCAACUUCCUGGCCGCCUACUGCAAGCUCAUCGUGUACAGCGUGGCGCCCGUGCGCCGCGCCGCUGACGUCUUCAAGCACUACAUUAAGUGCUACAACGACUACGGAGACAUCAUCAAGGCGACGCUGAGCAAGGCGCGCGAGAUCAACAAGCUGAACUGCGCGCUCACCAUGCAGCUGGCCAUGCAGGCGCUGUUCACGGAGCUGGUGCGCCGCGCGCCCCCCACCGCCGCGCUACGCAACCUGCCCGAGUUCGCGGAGCUGAAGGAGCUGGCCAAGCGCUUCUCGGUGAUGUUCGGGCUCGACGCCGUGAAGAACCGCGAGGCGCUGACGGCGCUGCACCGCGCGGGCGUGGCGUUCGCCGCGUUGGACGCCGCGCCGCCCGCGCCGCCGCCCAACCUGGCGUUCCUGGAGCCGCUGGCGGAGUUCUCGGGCAAGCUGCUGCGGCAGGACAAGCGCGCCGUGCUCAAGUUCGCGGAGGUGCGGCUGGGCGGCGGCGCGUGGGCGGACGAGUGGGCGCCGCUGCAGGCCUACCGCGCCUCGCUGCUGGCCGACGCGCCCGAGGAGCGCGCCGCGCCGCGCCGCCACUACGCGCGCCGCCCGCGCCGCGCCACCGACGACGACGACGACAACAACGACUCCGACGCGGAACCGCCCCCGAGAAAAAGAAUAAGAAUGCGAAGUUCAAGUGACGCUUCAACAGUUACAUCGAGCAGUGCGUCGGUCGCCGCGCGGUCGCGGCCGCGGGCGCGCGCCGACGUCACACCUAAAAGGAAUUUGAGAGCUUCCAGAAUUAGACAA
Molecule: messenger RNA, 3978 nt
Organism: Brenthis ino (lesser marbled fritillary)
Lineage: Eukaryota; Metazoa; Arthropoda; Insecta; Lepidoptera; Nymphalidae
Source: the annotation of a GenBank genome assembly